Ictalurus punctatus (channel catfish) is the source of this 7854-nucleotide messenger RNA. It is a transcript of the gene med13b, whose product is annotated as mediator complex subunit 13b. Gene Ontology annotation, molecular function: transcription coregulator activity. Gene Ontology annotation, biological process: regulation of transcription by RNA polymerase II. Gene Ontology annotation, cellular component: mediator complex. NCBI's taxonomy places the organism in Eukaryota, Metazoa, Chordata, Actinopteri, Siluriformes, Ictaluridae. The record is from RefSeq and is a predicted model, not a curated record. Bases 725 to 7111 code for a protein of 2128 amino acids. The transcript is spliced from 29 exons.
GCUACAGAGUUUGUCCCUGUGGCCGCCAUUAAAGGAUACAGACCCAUGUAGCUAUUCAAACAGAAAAAAACAGCAAGACAUUGAUGAGAAAGCGGACAAUGUUUCGCGUUUUAAACGAUUUUGCAUUUUGGCUUUUAAUUCAUAUUUAAUGGGCAUUUUCUAAUGUGAACACCUUCUUGUGAAGACCGAGAAAAUAUUAGGGAUUUUUUUUGUAACUGAACACUUUUUUUUUUUUUUUUUUUACUGGACUUGACUGGCUGGGCUGCCAAACGGUUAGCCAGCUAGCUAACGUUAGCUAGCUUGUUAGCUAACGCUAGUGGGUUGGCUAGCUAGCCGUCCAGAUACUCUGAUGCUAAGUGAGGGGGGAGGGGGAAUUACCUCGAACAAUUUUAUUUACGUUGUUUUUAUCGGGUGUUUUUUUUUAACAAAUAGAAAACGGAACGGUAUUUCGCAGAACCGGGUACUCUUUUAGAGCCGCUUAUAUUUGUUUUCCACCGCGGCUAAGUAACUAAAGCGAAUGUUGCUGAGUUCAACAAGAGACUGGAGGAUUUGAAUAGUUAGCUCGCUAGCAGCUAAACUUGCCCGAGACGCGUCUUGACGGCUGAUUUGUUUGCGGAGCUGCUCUGCUGGAGUUUAUACUCAGCCAGCCACAAAACACACGAACACACUAAAAAAAUCUGUUCCUUUGCUGUGAAAUGAUGGCGAGAUUGGCUUCACCGUGAAGAUGAGUUCUUGUUUUGUACCCAACGGGGCGAGCCUGGAGGACUGCCACUCCAACCUAUUUUGUCUGGCUGACCUCACAGGCAUCAAAUGGAAGUGCUUUGUAUGGCAAGGCCCCACAUCUUCACCCAUCGUCUUCCCUGUGACUGAGGAAGACCCCAUCCUGUGCAGCUUCAGCCGGUGCCUAAAGGCGGACGUGUUGAGCGUGUGGCGGCGGCACCAGACGCCCGGACGCCGAGAGCUCUGGCUCUUCUGGUGGGGCGACGAUCCCAACUUUGCCGAGCUCAUCCACCACGAGCUUUCGAGUAAUGAAGACGGUGUGUGGGAAAGCGGUUUGACGUACGAGUGCCGCACACUGCUCUUCAAAGCCAUCCACAACCUGCUGGAGCGCUGCCUCAUGAACCGCUGCUUUGUGCGCAUCGGCAAGUGGUUUGUCAAACCCUACGAGAAAGAUGAGAAGCCCAUCAACAAGAGCGAGCAUCUUUCCUGUUCCUUCACCUUCUUCUUGCAUGGAGACAACAACGUCUGUACCAGCGUGGAGAUCAACCAGCAUCAGCCUGUCUACUUGCUGAGCGAGGAACACCUGACUCAGGCCCAGCACAGCAGCAGCCCAGUGCAAGUCAUUCUCAGUCCAUAUGGUCUGAACGGGACACUUACGGGCCAGUCCUUUAAGCUUUCUGAUCCGCCGACACAAAAGUUAAUAGAAGAGUGGAAGCAGUUUUAUCCCAUUGGCCCCAACACCAAGGAGACCCCAGAAGACAAGUUGGACGACUUGGACUGGGAAGAUGAUUCGUUGGCUGCUGUGGAGGUUCUUGUCGCUGGAGUCAGGAUGGUGUACCCGGCGUGCUUGGUGCUUGUAGCCCAGUCGGAUAUUCCGGCCCCGGCCGCAGCGAGCUCCUCCGGCGCUAUGAUUACCCCGGGAGGACAUCAUAGUCACGGCGCACACCGAGAAUCUGCACUCUCCUCAGUUACGCUCACUCCUCCAACUUCACCAGAGGAGGCUCAAAAAGUUUCUCAGCCUGCUCCGAGGUGGACAAAGAUUUCCUCAGCAGCUGAUGGCUUCAGCUUGGACAGUACUAGUCAUCAUGGGGGUAAAGUUCCUCGCAAGUUGGCCAGUCAUUUGUUGGAGGCAGUGUGGCAGGAAUGCAAUGUCAACCGUGCUCAGAACAAGAGAAAGUUCUCAGCUAUAGCCAGUGGUGUAUGUGAGGAGGAGAUGGACAAAGCUGGUGUUUGGGAUUUUGUUGAACGCUAUCAAAGGAUGCAGUGCAAUUGCUCAAGACAUAAGAACCUGAAGCAACGUACGAGUAACACUCCUGGACUUCCCCUCCCUGCUGGCCAGCCCUCUCAACUCCCCUCCAAAUACAAAGUGGCAGAGAAACCAGAGAAAGCAGAGAAGCAGCAGAAGAGGCCUCAAACGCCCUUCCACCACCGCAGCUCUGUGGGUGAGGACUUGAGCCUGGAGCCAGACGAAAGAAGCAGCCAUUAUCGUGCCCUUCACCAUGGGGAUGUUGAGACAAGCAAAACUCAAACCCUGCACACAUCAUCCAGAGACAUGGUUGGCUCACCUCAGCCUCCACCGCUCAGCCCACAUCCCUGUGAACGAGAGGAAGACACACCAGCAGAGCUGAAACGCUCUUCCACCCCACUUCAUCAACAGUUCUACCCUCCCUCUUCUUCUGAGGCCUGCCUUCUACCUUCGAAAAGCCCAGAUCGCGCUUCCUUUGACCCUUUGACCUCGGAGUAUACUACAGCUUACCCAGACUCUCUGGAACCCACAGUGUAUGUUGGCUCAGCCAUCAGCCCCAACGAGGACACGAGCCACAACCCUUGGAGGUACUUCAGACUCCCUGGCAAAAGAAAUAUGGACCUUCAUCCUCCUCAGCUUCCUCUGGACAGACUGAAGCAGGACAGCCUGGACAGCGCUGUUUCUGUCACAGAGAUGAUGGCUUCCUCUGCGACUCUGAAGGUGUCAGAGGAGCGGGUGAAGAUGUACAUUCAGAAGAAGAACCAGUAUCUCUCGGUAUCUGGGUGCGAUGGAGAGCAGGAGCAGGAUAAAGAUCCCUACGCUUUUGUGGAGGGAGAUGAGGAGUUCUCUUUCACUGAUAAGGAGAAGAGGCCUGGAGCAGAACCUGCAAAGAGAAACAAGAGGGACGAUGGUAGCACGUCUUCAACCGAUGACACUCACGGCUCAGCCUGCAGUAAGCCUCUCCCCUCCACCAGCCUAAUACAUGAGACCGACCUGGCUGUGUCAAUAAAUGAUCUGGAUAAUCUCUUCAACUCGGAUGAAGAUGAGCUUACGCCUGGAGCCAGGAAAACUGGGAGUGGAGCAGAGGAGAAAUUUGGUGGCAAGGAGCCCAAACCAGCAGCAGCAGACACUCUGUCAUGUUUAAGUGCUGCAGAUCUACACCAGAUGUUUCCAACACCUCCGUCUCUCGAGCAACACAUCAUGGGCUUCUCCCCCAUGAACAUGGGUAGUAAGGACUGUGGUUCUGUGGAAACUGGGGCAGGAUUCACUCUGGCAGAUGGGCCAUUGCUCAUUGGAACUUUUAAAAUGGAGGUGGAGGAAGGCCUCUGCAGCCCCAAGCCCUCAGAGAUCAAGGAUUUCUCAUUUGUAUUUAAGCCAGAUCCUAGUCAGGUUUUCGUGGGCAGCUCUCUGUACGCUCCCUUAAAGACACUUCCUAGUCAAUGCCUGAUUUCCCUCAAGCUGCCGGAGGAGUGUGUCUACCGGCCCAGCUGGACUGUCGGCAAACUGGAGAUGCUGCAGCCAGUGCCUGCCAUGUCUUUCCUUGGCAAGGACAGUAACAUUCCUAGUGUAGGCAGUGCCAUGGAGCUGCAAGACUACACACAAACAUACACCCCUCAGACCCACACCCCUAUCCAGUCCAGCAGCGCCCCGCCUAGCAACAGCGGUGCAGGUAUCCUACCAUCACCAGCCACGCCGCGCUUUUCAGCACCCACACCGAGGACACCACGUACCCCCCGCACCCCGCGUGGCCCUGCUAGCGCCCAGGGCUCGAUGAAAUACGACAACUCUGACCUGUAUUCUCCCGCCUCCACCCCAUCCACCCUCAGGCCUCUCAGCUCGGUGGAACCAGCUACAGCGCCAUCGGUGCCUGAGGCCCACAGCCUCUAUGUCACGCUCAUCCUCUCCGACUCAACCAUGAACUUGUUUAAAGACUGUAAUUUUGACAGUUGCUGUGUGUGCGUGUGCAACAUGAACAUCAAGGGUGCUGACGCAGGUGUUUACAUUAGUGACACAGGCCUGGAUUCGCAAUACUCCACCACAGAAACUUGCUCCUGUGGCUUCAGUGCCGUCGUCAACCGACGCUACGCAAAUGGCGCUGGCCUCUUUCUUGAGGAUGAGCUAGACGUUGUGGGCAGGGGCACAGAUGCUGGCCGAGAAGCAGAAAAGCACCUGGAAGCACAGCGGCAUACUUCCUCAGUACACCUCCAAGACGAGCUCCUCCUUCUGUUGCAGGAGCAGUGCUCCAACCCCUUUCCCGCUCUGUGCAUGCCAGAGCCCAGGGUCGGCUUGGUACCAAGGCCGCCUCGGCGCCUGGAGGAGAGGGACUACUGCAGUGACUGCUACCUGGCACUGGAGCAUGGUCGUCAGUUCAUGGACAACAUGUCUGGAGGGAAAGUAGAUGAAACGUUGGUCAAGAACUCGUGUUUGCACUCCUGGGCCAAUCGUAAUGCCAUGGAUGUGAGCUUGCUGUUUUCUCAGGAUGUGCUAAGGAUGUUACUGUCUCUGCAGCCUGUGCUGCAGGACGCCAUCCAGAAGAAGCGAUCUGUGCGCUCCUGGGGUGUCCAGGGUCCCCUUACUUGGCAGCAGUUCCACAAGAUGGCUGGCAGGGGAUCUUAUGGUACGGAUGAAUCUCCUGAGCCGUUACCCAUACCGACGUUCCUAGUCGGUUAUGAGUAUGACUUUGUGGUUCUGUCACCUUUUGUCCUGCCCUAUUGGGAGAAGCUGCUACUGGACCCCUUUGGUUCUCAGAGAGAUGUCGGCUACGUGGUGGUGUGUCCUGACAACGAGACUCUGCUGACUGGUGCUAAAACUUUCUUCAGAGACUUGACUGCAGUCUAUGAGGCGUGUCGGCUUGGGCAGCACAAGCCCAUCUGCAAGGCCCACGCUGAUGGGAUAGUAACAGUGAGUACUGCUGGCUUGAGACCUCAGGCAGAGCAACCGCUCAGUGACUGGUUCUUCAAAAUGUGCAACACCAUCAACAACGACUCCAUAACAAAACUUAAACUCUACGCACAAGUGUGCCGGCAUGACUUGGCUCCAUACCUGGCAGCCCAGUCUUUAGACAGCUCCUUGCUCUCUCAGCGGAACCCUUCGUCGUCCUCCUCCUCCACCUCAACAGUUUCACAACCUGCCAGCUCCAGCAGCACCUCCACAGGCCCUCAGAACACCUCCACUGUCACCAGCACCUCCACAGCCAGCACUAACAGCAGCACUGCAGCACCCACCUCUGCCACCUCCUCAAACUCUCAGGGUUUGGGAGGCUUAGGAUCUAAUAAGCCUAGUUCUCUCCCUCCCUUUGGCGCGCAAGGAAUUCAGCAUGCUGGAGCCCAGAACACAGGCACUAUAGGGGAUGGCCCAUCAGCCAUGAGCCAGCCGCAGGCUCCUCCUGAGCCCCCUGAGAGGUACACUGUUCUCCUAAAACAUUGCUGCUUAAGAGGUAUAUCAAUCCCAGAGCCUCCAGUUGAUAUGAGCAUUGCCUUAUUUUUUCACAGCACUAUGGAGAGGGACAAAGUGGGAGUGCCAACAGAUGGAGACUCCCAUGCUGUCAGCUACCCUCCUGCUAUAGUGGUCUACAUAGUGGACCCGUUUAGCUAUGAGGAGACGAGCAGAGGCUGCAACUCUAGCAUGUGGAGUCUGGGACUCCUCUACUGCUAUAUGGAGAUGCUGCAGUUUUUGCCUCCUCAUAUACGGAAUGCCGUGUCUGUGCAAGUGGUUCCCUGCCAGUAUCUGCUGCAGCCGGUACGGAGUGAGGAGAGGCAUAUGUAUGCCCAGCAUUUGAAGUCCCUGGCUUUCUCUGUGUACACACAGUGCAGGAGGCCUCUCCCAAACUCCACAAAUGUCAAAACACUAACAGGUUUUGGCCCUGGACUUGCCAUAGACACUGCGUUACAGAGCUCCGAGAGGGCAGAGUUUGUGCGUCUCUACACACCACCGUUCGUCCUGGCUCCAGUGAAGGACAAGCAGACAGAGUUGGGUGAGACCUUUGGCGAGGCAGCUCAAAAACACAACGUCCUCUUUGUGGCCUACUGUUUAUCUCAUGACCAACGCUGGCUGCUGGCCAGUUGCACCGACCAGUACGGAGAGCUGCUGGAGACUUGCAUCAUCAGCAUAGACGUGCCCAACCGAGCCCGGAGGAAAAAGGGCUCGGCCCGUCGACUUGGCCUUCAGAAGCUCUGGGAGUGGUGUGUGAGCCUGGUGCAGGUGACCUCACUGCCUUGGCGAGUCGUGAUUGGUCGGCUUGGUAGAAUGGGUCACGGGGAGUUGCAAGAUUGGAGCAUCCUGCUAAGCAGGCGUAACCUGCAGUCUCUGAGUCGCCGCUUGAAGGAAAUGUGCAGGAUGUGUGGCAUCUCAUCAGCAGACAGUCCCAGCAUUCUUAGUGCCUGCUUAGUUGCACUAGAGCCUCAGGCAACAUUUGUCAUUAUGCCAGACUCUGUGUCUACUGGUUCCGUGUUUGGUCGUAGCACUGCUCUGAACAUGCAGACAUCACAGCUGAACACACCUCAGGACACCUCUUGCACCCACAUAUUGGUGUUCCCCACCUCUGCUGUAGUCCAGGUCAUUGACACGCCUUUCAAUCCCAUUCACGAUGCAUCAGACGCCAUGGGCGGUAUGGAUGUGAUCCUGGACUUGCUUGUGUCCGAGAACGACGUAGACCCUGACCUCAUUAAUAUAUUACCCAAUUCUCCAACCACCUCCCCAGUGCACUCGCCUGGCUCACACUACCACCACGGAGGAGACGGCAGCAAGGGCCAGAGUACAGACCGCAUGGAGUCUCACGAUGAAACUCCCAACAUCCUGCAGCAGCCAAUGGCACUGGGUUACUUUGUGUCCACAGCCAAAGCAGGGCCGUUGCCCGAAUGGUUUUGGUCCUCCUGCCCUCAGGCCAAGAACCAGUGCCCCCUCUUCCUGAAGGCGUCUUUACACCUGCACGUUUCCUCAGUGCAGUCUGACGAGCUGCUGCACAGUAAACACUCCCACCCUCUCGACUCCAACCACACCUCAGAUGUGCUCAGGUUUGUCCUGGAGCAGUACAACGCCCUCUCCUGGCUAACCUGUGACCCUGCCACGCAAGACCGCCGCUCUUGUCUCCCUGUGCACUUUGUGGUGCUUAACCAGAUGUACAACUUCAUCAUGAACGUGCUAUAAAAUCAGCACUGCUACCGCAGACCGUAGCACACAUCACACAGUCGGUCUGGGCACUUGGGAAGUGCAGGGAUACAUUAGCAUUGCCAAGAGUCCAUCUCAAAAACAACUGGAGCUAAAGGGACUUAGUCUACUGAAAUGUUCUUUUUACUGACCUGAUAUUUUGGUCUGGGUAAGAUCUUUUGCAAAUGAAAUGCCUGCAUAUAUCUUAUUUAUUGUACGUUUUUAAAUGUGUAAUUUCUUAAUCUUUUUAUAUAUAUAUAUAUAUAUAUAUAUAUAUAUAUAUAUAUAUAUAUAUAUAUAUAUAUAUAUAUAUAUAUAUAUAUAUAACAUCUGAAGGUACACGUUGCCUUCCUAUCAAAUUAAAAAUGCUCUAAUAUGUAUGUAAUUGUCUUAAUUGCAAGGCAAGAACUGACAAGUGUAUUUGCAGUAGGUUGCAUUUAGAGAAGUAUUUUCUGAGAGUGGACAGACAAUUUUUAUUGCCAUGAUGUACAAAUGAAGUAUGCUGAAGCUUGUUCUUAGCCUUGUGUGGUGGAAACUGCAGGAUAGGCUGUAGUUGCAGAAUACCUGUACAGCGAUUUAAUGUGUUCAAAUAAGAGAACAAGAGAUACAUUGUCAAAUUAUAUAUUUUAUAUCAGAUUUAGAGAAUUGUGUGUGUAAAUAUCUAUAUAAAAUGUGUACAUACAAUCUUGUGCCGCUAUGAAUGGUGCAGCCAAUUUUAGGAAUAAAGUGCGUCAACAUGAAAA